Molecule: messenger RNA, 2648 nt
Organism: Sclerotinia trifoliorum
Lineage: Eukaryota; Fungi; Ascomycota; Leotiomycetes; Helotiales; Sclerotiniaceae
Source: the annotation of a GenBank genome assembly
AUAGACUUGCUGCCCCGCGAUUGAAUUAUAAUUUGUAACAAACUUCAUCGUUUGCUUCAAAAAUCUCCAGGUUUUAUUUAAGUACGUGAUAAUUUGGUCAAUUCCAUCUCAUUUGUCUCUUAUCCUGCUAUCACUUUGCAUCUACUUACAUAUUCUUGCAGCAGAGCACAAUGUCUACUCAAAAGACUGGUUAGUUUUAUGCGAUUCAUACAUAAAAGGAAGAUCGUAGCAAAUAGAACUUCUUCACUGACAUCAUUCAAUAGCUAUUAUUUCUGUUUAUGACAAGAAGGGACUUCUUGACUUGGCCAAGGGAUUGAUCAAGCAGAAUGUUCGUCUUCUUGCUUCAGGUGGGACCUCUAAGAUGAUUAGAGAGUCUGGUUUCCCAGUUGAGUAAGAUAUUUCUCCUUAACAUUUUGAGCUUUCCGAUUGCGCAAUUAUUAUCAACAAUGCUAUGAUAUACCAAUUAAUGUCUAACUUAUGCCACUAGAGAUGUUUCCGCAAUUACUCAUGCCCCAGAGAUGUUGGGCGGCAGAGUGAAGACACUCCAUCCAUCAGUCCAUGCCGGUAUCCUUGCCCGCGACCUUGCAUCUGACGAAAAGGAUCUCGCCGAGCAGAACAUCGAUAAAGUUGACUAUGUCAUCUGCAACCUUUACCCUUUCAAGGAAACAAUCAAUAAGAUUAAUGUUACAAUUCCAGAAGCUGUGGAGGAUAUCGAUAUUGGAGGAGUUACUUUGAUUAGAGCUGCUGCCAAAAACCACACUCGAGUCACAAUCUUAACCGACCCAGGAGAUUACCCAGAGUUCUUGGAAGAACUUGAGAAGGGUGAUGUUACAGAGCGUAGCAGAAAGUUAUAUGCAUUGAAGGCAUUCGAGCAUACCGCCGACUAUGAUGCUUCCAUCUCGGAUUAUUUCCGUAAGCAAUACGCUGGAAAUGGUGUACAACAACUUGCUUUGAGAUACGGUGCCAAUCCACACCAAAAGCCUGCUCAAGCUUACGUCACUGAGGGACCACUGCCAUUCAAAGUCCUUUGUGGAUCCCCAGGAUACAUCAACCUUUUAGACGCCCUCAACGCCUGGCCUUUAGUCAAAGAGCUCAAGGCCGCCCUUGGGCACCCAGCAGCUGCCAGUUUCAAGCACGUCUCACCUGCAGGUGCUGCCAUUGGUGUUCCCCUUACACCAGAUGAGCGUAAAGUCUACAUGGUAGAUGAUAUUGCGGGUUUGGAAAACUCUCCUUUGGCUCAAGCAUAUGCACGUGCUAGAGGUGCAGAUCGCAUGAGUAGUUUCGGAGAUAUGAUUGCAUUGAGCGAUAUUGUUGAUGUUCCAACUGCCAAGAUCAUCUCAAGAGAAGUUUCCGAUGGUGUUAUCGCUGCAGGUUACGAGGAUGCUGCUCUUGAGAUCUUGAAGAAAAAGAAGGGUGGUAAGUAUCUUGUCCUUCAAAUGGACCCAGACUUUACCCCUUCUACACAAGAGACAAGAACCGUUUAUGGCAUUAAUUUGAGCCAACGUCGCAACGACAUUGUUAUUUCUCCUAAAUCAUUCUCUUCCAUCAUCACUCCCAAAGAUUCCGCUCCUCUAUCAGACUCAGCCGUUCGAGAUUUGACAGUGGCUACUAUUGCUUUGAAAUACACACAAAGUAACUCUGUUUGCUAUGCUCUAAAUGGUCAAGUCAUUGGUCUAGGAGCUGGUCAACAAUCUCGUAUUCAUUGCACAAGACUGGCCGGUGAUAAGGCCGACAACUGGUGGUUGAGGUUUCAUCCUCGUGUUUUAGGUAUCAAGUGGAAGACUGGUACUAAGCGCCCAGACAAGAGUAAUGCGAUUGAUCUCCUCGUCAGUGGCGAAUUACCAAAAUCUGGACCAGAGCGUGAGGGAUACGAAGGUUUCUUCGAUGAAGUUCCAGCCGAAUUCACUGAAAAGGAGAGAGAAGAAUGGAUGUCGAAACUCACACAAGUUGCAGUUUCAAGUGAUGCAUUUGUAAGUCUACUUUCCCUCGUUCAUAUAUACUCUACUAACAUAAUUAGUUCCCAUUUAUCGAUAAUGUCUACCGUGCCGCAAGAUCAGGCGUUAAAUACAUUGCCGCACCAAGUGGCAGUCAAAAUGAUUCAUAUGUCUUUGAGACAGCUGAAAAACUUGACAUUACAUUUGUCGAACAAAGCAUUCGUUUGUUCCACCAUUAAAAUGUUUAUGAUAGAGAGAUAACGAGCGGAUAUCGCAAGGUUGGAAACACCCUGCCUCCACCCAUUUGAGGGGAAAAUGUAUAGAGAUACCCCUACUAUAGAAACGACCCCUAGGGCGUAAUGUGAUAUGAAAAUUCAACAUUUGUAACUAUAUUUGAUUUGAGCCAGUUUUUUGGAUAAUACAUUAAAGGCUUAUACCGGGAAUAUGCAGUAUAACCCACGUGCACAAUCAGAGUAAGAUAAAUUUUUGACACGGAGGAACGGGUAGGAAAAUGAUAAGGUCGUUAUGCAGCCACGGCGUUCAACUGGAAACAUGAAUGAUGGCAGUGAAUCUUUUAUUAGAACAUCAUUCAUCAUUUGGUGUUACCUGAAAAGGCGUUCGUUGGUAAUAUGUAAGUAUGGUUUUUAUUGGUACGGAUAGAUGGAUGGGUGGAUGUACACUGUAUGAGAUAGAUGAAGAAAUGAAGAAAUGAAG